GCAACACUCCAUGUGAAACGGAGUAUAUAUAAGCCGGACAUUUUCUUGGCCUGUUUCAUAUCUAAGUCUUUACACGUUGACUUCAUUGUGAAAAUCAUGAAUAGAUACUUGUGUGUGUGUUUGUUUGCCGCGCUGAGCAUUUUGGCUCUUGUAAAAGGGGCACCGUCCAACUGUGUCACUGGAAGUGCAUGCGACGGGUGUGGGGCUGGUCGCUUUUGGAUGGUACGGCUUGGGACCAGACAGGUGAAGGUGUGCUCGCCAAAGUGUCUCAAAAGCUGCCGCGCCGGGAACGAUCCCAACGGACGCGCAUUCUGCACGUGCUAUGAUCCUGCAGAUAUAACAGGCGACUGCUGGAAAGGGGACCAAUGUGACACCUGCCUUGCCGACCCCAACAAAGGCUACGUCGGAAACAUCAAUGGGAUAUCGGUCUGCUGCGCAAACUGCGAGCGCUCAGGAAUGGCCCUUAGUUCUCGGAGCUGCAGCUGCCUCCAUAACGGCCCCUAGAAGCCACCAAUUGCAGCCGCAACGUCGCAUUUGAGACUGGCUUCGCGUUGACAAACCACUGAAGAGUCACGACAUUUGCGUCAUUACAGUUUUGGCAAGUGGUCACUUGCCUUAAAUAAAGGACAAACAAAUUGUAUAUAAUAAGAAUGCAAUACUGCCCCAGCAACUGGAGUUUCACUUCUUUGCUUCCAUUCACUUCGAUUCUUUAUAUUAUAAUAACUUCUGUUUACAGUUUAUUUUAAUAAUAAUACACAUAAUAAUUAUAAUUGUAAUAAUUAUAAUAAAUAUGAAAAACCCCAAAAUAAUCUGUAUAUCCAUUUAAGCGAAUUGCAUAAUUAUUUUAUAUUCUUUGAUCCAGAUAAAUGUGUAAAACAUUUAUUUUUAGAAUUAAAUUAUGUUGUCGAGUUAGUUAGUAUAUAAAGUAUCAAUAAACAAUUUAUUGUUUGUGUGUGUGUGGGGGGGGGGGGGGCUGUGGUAUUCUACGAAAAUACUAAUAAACCAACCGGUCCUUAAGACCCAACUGUCUAUCGAGCACGGUAUAUUUGAAACAAAAGCUAGCCGAUGUAGGGUGCCCUUAAUAUUGAGUAUGCCAAUAUGAUGGAAGUGAAACAGAAAUUAUAAAUAUAUAUUGUUAGUUCAGCUAUUCGAUACUGUUUAGGAAGAACGUCCGUAUUAUUUGAUUUCUCGUCAAUAUUAUGAUGCACAGCCUCACAUCCCCCAGCGACAAAUGAACCGUACUUACUUUAUAAUGAAUGUAUCAUAAACAACAAAAUACCACAAGAACGCAGGCCAGCACAAUAAUUAAUGAAACAUCAAAUCUAAAAGCAAUAAGGAAUCAUUGAACUGUGGAAAUUCUGGAUCCAAACAAUGACCCGAAUUAUUGCCAGAACUAUGGACCCACUUAAAACUUGCCCACCAAAAAUAUUUCAGGAAAUCAGUUUCGCUCGCGACAUUAAAUCAAAGCGCUGAAGGCA
This is a messenger RNA of Dreissena polymorpha, 1478 nucleotides long. RefSeq lists its product as uncharacterized. NCBI's taxonomy places the organism in Eukaryota, Metazoa, Mollusca, Bivalvia, Myida, Dreissenidae. Bases 97 to 504 code for a protein of 135 amino acids. The transcript is spliced from 4 exons. The record is from RefSeq and is a predicted model, not a curated record.